AAAUCGCCCCAACUCAUUGAAGGACUCCUCUUUUCUGCGUUUCCAUUUAUCCAGGCUAAGUGGAAAUCUUUGAACGUAUCUGAGCGAGAAAAGGAUUUCUGGAUAACUUUCCAUGUCAAAUAUCUCACAAAUUCAGCCUACAGUCCCUCCUCCUGUUCAAACAACAUCAUCUGAGCCGGGGGAGAAGGAUGCCGACUUUCUCGUUCUUCGUCAAUUGAACAAGCGCGCUCGUGUUCGCCUUUCCCAAGAACCCAUAAACCUUUCACCCAUCCCAGGCAGGGCCUCCUUAUUCGCGGUCGCAAACUCUCGAGGAUGGUUUGCAGCAGUGUCACGAGAUUCCAAUUCUGGGGCAACCCUCGUGCUGUCGCCACUUAGCGAUCUCCGUUCAGCGUUUGCCACCGUCAGCGAGACAAAUGACCGACCGUAUCAACCUCAAAGGAAGGUUUCCCUGGGCGCUACCACUCCAAAUAUUAUUGUAUUUGCAAGCAAUGAUUCCAGACUCGUCGUCGGGCUUGCCGAGGGGUCUAUUAUGGUUUACGCCACAGAACACCUAUUCUCCCCUGGAGAUGGUUCCGUCAAUCCCAUUUACUCACUUCCUGCUGCCCCUUCAGCUUUCAUUGUUUCAAUAUCUCCGAAUCCAGGAGAUCUUCCGGACCUUGUGGCUAUCUUACGAGAAUCUCAAGGUGGCUCAAACGCAUUGGCAGUAGAGCUUCUUGACCUCCAGAACCUUGCAUCUGUGGGAGGUUGGGUAGCAGGGAGCUUACCAAAUACCAUUCCCGCAUCAAUAUCCUGGUCCCCCAAGGGCAAACAGCUUGCGCUGGGUAUGAGAAACGGUUCCAUCGUCACAUACGCGCCCACCUCUACCUCCACUCCCAAAUCCAGCAUACCAAGCCCACCCUCGGCCUCUAAUGCCUGUGUUAUAUCAACGACUUGGCUAUCCGCUUCGUCUUUCCACGCGAUCUACGCACAGCUGCCUCUUAAUCCAGAAAUCGAACAAACACAUUUCCACGUCUCCCUUGAUGCCAAAACGAAUUCUGCACAAGACUUGAAAUUCUCCUCUCCGUAUUUCCCUUCGCCCGGGCUGCGACCGCCUGGUGCAUUCAUCGUGUGUUUGCGUGGGUGGGAUCCCGCCAAGAUAUUGUUAUUUGUGGGAGACAGUACAUCGUCAGACAUCGGGGUGGUUGGAUGUGUAGGAGAAAGUUGGUCGAAUCUGUCACUUGAGGAAACAUCGACGCCAAGCCUCCCGCUGGACAAGGACAUGAACGACACCGUUCUCGUUGGCCUGGAGCUUGAUCUAACUAGCUCUGAGCCGUUCCACCACACGAGCGCGUCCGGGGAGGGUGUCCAGCUACCACCUUCACCUGUCAUGUACGCGUAUGCAUCGGAUGGCACAGUAGCAGGUUGGCAUGUCCUCAACACCAAGGGAACACCUUACCCGGGUAUGGUAACGCAGUCCUCGGGAGCGAUGAUGGAGAGCGCUCAGACACUGUCAGCUGUGCCAACAGCCAUAAUGCGGGAGCCGUCCAACGAUAUGCACGCGUCCCCUAUAGAACCCACUCCACCUACCCCUGCCAGCGCGUCACCUUUCGCCCAGACAGCCCCUGGUUUUAGUCAGGCGUCUGUGUUCGGGAAACAGCCUUCAUUUGGACAGACAUCUUUCGGUCAACAGCUGGGGUCUCCCUUUGGCCAGACACCAACAACGAACGCUUUCGGCCAGUCUGCGUUCGGACAGACGUCGCCAACCUCAGCAUUCGCUCAGCCCUCUUUCGGUCAGUCAUCGUUUGGCCAGUCGUCAUUCGGACAACCUGCACCUACAUUUGGGUCUGCUGCCCCAUCAGCCUCACCGUUUGCCCAAGCUGGUAAGUCUGCUUUCGACAAUGCGCCUAAUUCGGGAGGCUUUGGGGCUUUUGGCGCUGCUGGACCCUCGAAGUUCGGACAGACAGAAUUUGAGUUUGGAGGAACACAAACUGCUGCGCCUUCGCAGAGUGCACCAGCAUCGGCUCCUGUAGAAGAUAGUAUGGCCGCAGAUGAAACACCCGGCUUUGUUGGGCUCUCACUCGGCGGUGGUAACCCUGCCCCUCAGAGUGCUGAUUCAAGGCCCUCCAUUUUUGGGAGCGUAGCUACAACUCAACCUUCUUCUACAAGUGAUUCUUCUGGAGGUGGAGUAAUCAAGCCCGGAACUGGCUUUGGAGCUUUUGGUAACGGAGGACAGCAAAAGAGUGCAUUCAGUGCAUUCAGUGGUGCGUCGACUACAUCGGCAUUUGGAGGCGGAGCCCCAGCAACUACCACAGCGUUUGGAUCUACUACUUCACCUACUUCUGCAUUCGGGAAGAGCGGAUUUGGAGUUACAACUGACUCUAGCUUUGGGAAGAGUGGAUUUGGACAGUCUGGGUUCGGACAAUCCAGCUUUGGAACAUCGACUUUUGGCAAAUCAGGCUUUGGAUCAGCUACCACUGCUGCACCAACACCAACACCGACAUCCGGAGGCUUCGCCGCAUUUGCGACAGGUACCCCAAGUGCAUUCGGAAUUACUACUUCCAAUGCAGGUGCUCAGAAGUCUGUCUGGGCGAGUGCAACCAAUGCUACGAAACCCGAUGCACCAAAGCCUGCCCAGGGAAUUAACGUACCACGCGAAACAUCUGUGCCACGCGAUGACAGUCGGUCUCCUUCCCCUGUCGCGCAGAGGGGUGAUGAGGUUGAGUCCGGAUUCAAGAGCUCUGCGCCAGCUCCAACGACAGGUGCCUUCAGCGGUUUAAAGCCAUCUCCAUCCCCAUUCUCGCUGAAACCCUCCUCUGGGUUCGGAUUGGGAGAACCAGCGAAAGACUCUCCGUUUUACAGGCCGGCGGCGCAGCCACCUGUCUCUGCAUUUGCUCUGGCAGCAAGUACCCCUUCGACACCGCCAAAACCUACUACCGGGGCUCCUGCUUUCGGUCAAUCAUCAAUGCCUGGAGCUGUUACGAAGAGUCCCUUUGGGACCAUGACGCCCAGUCCCUCAGCUCCUGCAUUCGGUGCCUCCUCCAUGCUAGGAGGGGCAUUCAAGAGCCCAUCUAGCCCACCUCAAUCAGCAUUCUCGACACCUUCGACGGGUGGGUUCAGUGCCUUCGCAUCAGGUGCAGGUGCAGGUUUUAGCGCGUUUGCUGGUGCACCGAAGUCAUUUGGCGAAUUGCUGAAGAGCACUGGUGACGAGCCGAAGGGGCCUGCAAAGGAAACCCCGAAGACAGAAUCUGUCAAUGUGUUUGUUGCGCACAUCGCCGAGCCUGAGACGCCUGCCAAAGAGGUUACGAAUGCCAAGGUGGAAGAGCCGCUUACGCCUACUACGCCGGUCGCAAAGGUGGAGGUUAUAAAGGAAGAGGAAACUCCAACGAGAACGACCACUCCGCCGCUUCCGGCGGUCCAGGAGAAAGUGCAGGAGGUGAAAGGCAAGGAGGUGGCUGCUUUGCCUCACGAACCUUCCUUAGAAUCUAUCUCAUCAUCGACAGCCUCAUCCUUCGUUGAUGUUUCUGCUGAAGAUGCGGUUGAGGGUGCUGAGGAAUCGACUGUUGAAGACUCUGAUGAGGACGGAGAGCUUGAGGACGACACGAAGUCAUUUAUUUCGGACGAUGAAUCGGAAGAGUCGGAUGAUUCUGAAUUGCCAGACGAGGAUGACGAGGAAGAGGAGGAGGAACUAGAAGAACAGGAGGAGCUGGAGGAGCUGGAGGAAGAGCGGGAAGAGCAGGUGAAACAGAAGGAGGAGCAGGGAGAAGAGCCAAAAGAGGGUGAUAAACAGAAGGAAGAGCGGGAAGAGCAGACCCAAAAAGGGGAGUCUGAGCCAACAGUGGUUCCUCCUUCCAACCCAUCGCCUGCUGCCAGGUCACGAUCAACAACUCCAAAAGCGGAGUUACCAACCAUCACAUUGUCAACUUCCCCUUCCCCCCCGCCUCGAAAGAUUUCCCCAGUUCGGGACCAGAGUACUACACCUCCUGGAUCUCCCGUACCCGAGCCUCAACAUGCCACUUCUCCUGUGGCUUCGCCUCUUCCAAAGCCUCCUGCCUCCUCCCCAUUCGCAAUAACUCCUAGGACAGGCACUCGACCGGCCAAAAGCUCACCUCUUGCAAGUACCUCCUUCACUGGAGACGUGGAAGCUCCCAGUUUGCUACCCCAAGCGCCAAAAUCAGCACCUCCGACCAUGGUACCGCAUCCUGCCUCACCGAGGCAGCAAUUCGGCUCGUGGGUACCACCAGUGAAGCAAGACGUGGAGUCAGAUUCUUCCCGGCCCAAAACGCCUCCAGUUCUUUUCGGCAAGAGUGCGAGCGCGCCAGCAAUCACGGCGCUGCCUAUGCCGCCAGCGUUUACAUUACCUCCAAAGCCCCUGCUAACUGCUACACCGCCUACACCGUCUGGCAUUUUCAAUGCUUCAGCUGCUGCACCGUCUAGCAUCUUCGGCGCUCCGGCCACUGCAUCGUCUAGCAUCUUCGGUGCUCCGGCCACUCCACCGCCUAGCAUCUUCGGCGCCCCAGCCACUGCAUCGUCUAGCAUCUUCGGCGCUCCAGCCACCGCAUCAUCUAGUAUCUUCGGCGCUCCAGCUCCAGCUCAGUCUCGGACUCCAACUCCACCAGUCUUCACGCCCCCUCCUGCGGGUUUCUUUGGUUUUCCAAAGCCAAGCGAGAGUCCCAGUCCUGCAUCUCCCAGUAUGUUCGCUUCAAGCCACCUGUGGCUGUACCCGCUGUACCCAUGUCUUUGUCUCCUGGCCCGCUGCCACCUGUAGUGCCCCUUCCUUCUAUAUCUCCACCAGUUCCGCCUAUCGAACAAGGCAUGCAGUCGGAGUGCUCGUUUAUGGUCUCACGUCUAACUUGGGAACUCGACAAUCUUAAAACUAUGGCAGCGCGUGCAACGCAGCAAGCCGCCAAGCUCACGUCAAAGAAGACACCAGGACAAUCUCACGUGAAAGCUGACCUUGUGGAUGCAACGAAAUGGGCGCCUGGAGAC
Suillus clintonianus is the source of this 4965-nucleotide messenger RNA. RefSeq lists its product as uncharacterized. Bases 113 to 4744 code for a protein of 1543 amino acids. The record is from RefSeq and is a predicted model, not a curated record. Lineage: Eukaryota; Fungi; Basidiomycota; Agaricomycetes; Boletales; Suillaceae. Gene Ontology annotation, molecular function: protein binding. The transcript is spliced from 6 exons.